GAAAGACAGAACAGUGGAAGCCCACCUCAAAGGAUCUAGCUAGCUAUCUAGGUAAUCUACCCUAAAUAGUUGUUAUCAACCCUAAAUGUCUAUUAGUUAUAUAUAUAACAUUGGGUAUUCUAGCUAAUAGCUCGACAAAUAACGUAGAAAUCCAGGCUACUUGAAAUCACGAAUCCAGCGAAUGGUCCGAGAAGGGAACAAUAGCUAGCUAGCCACAUAGCUAACGUUACGUUAAGACAGUCAAGGAUAAACGAGGGACGUUGGCUGACUGACUAGCCAGAAAAUAAGCUGAGAGAGGAGGUACAGGGAGAAUGUGAAGCACAAUGGCCAACUUUGAAACCUACCAGGAGUACCAGCGGAUUGAGGACAUUGAGGAGGACUCACCUCAUGGGGAGGAGGACCUAUUAGUACAUGUGCCAGAGGGCCUGAGAGACUCAUGGCACCAUAUCAAGAAUCUGGACAACUUCUUCACAAGAAUCUAUCAGUUCCAUCAGAAGAAUGGCUUUGCCUGUAUGAUGUUAUCAGAGUUCUUUGAACUUUUUCAGUUGCUGUUUGUGGUCACGUUCACAACAUUCCUCUUCAACUGUGUGGAGUAUGAUAUCCUGUUUGCCAAUCGGGCAGUGAACCCCACAGGACCUGGCCAGAACCCCCUGGACAGAAACAAGGUCUCUCUGCCUGAUGCCAUCCUACCAAGCCAGCAGUGCACUGAGAGGAUCCAGGAGAACCGGUGGAUCAUUUUCCUGCUCAUCAUGGCAGCCAUCUUCUGGGUCUACCGGAUGAUCAAGGUCUUCUGCAACAUCCUCCGCUACUGGGAGAUCCGACAGUUCUACAUCAAAGCACUAAAGAUCAGAAUGGACGAGCUGUGUAACUUCACGUGGCAGGAGGUGCAGGACCGUCUGAUCAGCCUGCAGCGGGAGCAGCAGAUGUGCAUCCACAAGAAGGAGCUAACUGAGCUGGACAUCUACCACCGCAUCCUGCGCUUCAAGAACUACAUGGUGGCCAUGGUCAAUAAGUCCCUGUUACCUGUACAGCUUCAGCUCCCCCUGUUGGGCAAUCUGGUGUUCCUCACCCAGGGCCUCAAGUACAACUUUGAGCUGAUUCUCUUCUGGGGUCCGGGGUCGCUUUUCCAGAACAAAUGGAACCUGCACCCCAAGUACAAGCGUGCAGGGAACCGCCUGGAGCUGGCCCAGCAACUGAGCCGGGUCAUUCUUCUGAUGGGCGUGGCCAACCUGCUGCUCUGCCCCUUCAUCCUCGUGUGGCAGGUGCUCUACGCCUUCUUCAGCUACACCGAGGUCAUCAGGAGGGAGCCGGGGAGUCUGGGAGCACGCCGCUGGUCCCUGUACGGCCGCCUCUACCUGCGCCACUUCAACGAGCUGGACCACGAGCUGCACGGCAGGCUGGGCCGCGGCUACAAGCCCACCUCCAAGUAUAUGAACUCGUUCACCUCACCGCUGCUGACCGUGCUGGCCAAGAACGUGGCAUUUUUCUCGGGCUCGGUGCUGGCCGUGCUCAUCGCGCUGACCGUGUACGACGAGGACGUUUUGACCGUGCAGCAUAUCCUGACCGCCAUCACCGUGCUGGGAGUGGUCAUCACCAUCACCAGGUCAUUCAUCCCAGACGAACACAUGGUGUGGUGCCCGGAGCAGCUGCUGCAGUGUGUGCUUGCUCACAUCCACUACAUGCCAGACCACUGGAGGAACAACGCCAACAAGAGCGAGACCCGGGACGAGGUGGCACAGCUGUUUCAGUACAAAGCGGUGUUCAUCCUGGAGGAACUGCUGAGCCCCAUUGUCACGCCCUUCAUCCUCAUCUUCCUCCUGAGGAACAAGUCCCUGGAGAUCAUCGACUUCUUCAGGAACUUCACCGUUGAGGUGGUCGGGGUCGGCGACAUCUGCUCCUUCGCACAGAUGGACAUCCGUCGCCACGGAAACCCACUGUGGAUGUCAGAGGGCCAGACAGAGGCGUCUGUGUACCAGCAGGCUGAGAACGGCAAAACUGAACUGUCCCUGAUGCACUUCACCAUCAAGAACCCCCGCUGGCAGCCCCCCCAGGAGAGCUCAGUGUUCAUCAGCCAUCUGAAGGAGAAGGUGCACCAGGACGCUCAGGGAGGACCCCCCACCCAGCUGCUGCUCUCUGAGGCCCCGCUCUGCUCCUCACUGCUCUCCAACGAGUCCGGCAAUGCACCUGACAACCUAUUGGCCAGUGUCCUGGCCCACCCUGUUCUGACCGCGUCAGGCCUAUCCGGCCGAGACCGCUGCUUCGUUCCUCCCAGCACGGCUGCCUCUGCCGCCGCCAGCGUCCUGUCCUCGCUGUCCAUCUCCCACUCCCAGCUCCCCAACGCAAGCCGAUCCCACUCGCAUGUUCUCCUGCCCUCCAUCCACCCCGACAGCACCAUGUACCGCAGCGACCGCACCGGCAUCGACAGCAUGUCAGCCAGUGACUCUCGGAUCAAGAGCACUACAAUGCUUUCAGAGUUUGCCUCGGCCGAGAUGAGUCUCCAUGCUAUUUACAUGCAUGAGGUCCAUCAACAGAGCUCGCUCCCCCACCAGAGGACAUCAGGCCAGUGGCAGAACCCAAUGCCAAUGAGAGAUUUAAUCAGCAACACUGGUUUGCAGACGCACAGCGGCCACACAGCAGUCAACUUGUCUAGUAUGCCCACCCCGCUGCGAGGCUGGAUGGAGGAAGAGGAGGAGGAUGCAGAGGAAGAGGAAGUCCUCAACAGGGGGUCGACUCCUAAACAGGACUCCAGGAGUAGCUGUUGAAGUGCCUUAAAUAAAGGGUGUUUACACUCCUUUCUCGAUGAACAUUGUGGCCUUAGAUGAUCUUUUUGGAGAGUAUUAUGACAUCACAUAACACAAUGCGGGCAGUUGGGAGACCUCAUUGGAUAACCAUUGUCUCUGUCUCCACCCCCCUCCAUGCCUCUCCUCCUAUCACAUCAGGAGUUGUGGCGUCAGGGAAACUGACCAUAUGUCUUCCAUCCCUCUCGCCAUGUCAUAAUUUUGUUAUAAAAUGUAUAAAUAUCGCUCAUAGAGGACUGGAGUCUAUGUGUGUUUGUGUGAGUGUGAGAGAGCGUUGUGUGUUUGUGUGUGUGUGUUUAGAACUCGGGGAAAGGGUGGCAUGCACAGCCAGGAUACUUCCAGGGCAGGUUUGAGCAUGGUACGUAGCAACACCUGUCACACUUUUGUUGCGUUUCUUUGUGUUUCUUUUUAAACGUUUUAUUUGUGCAUCUGGGAGGUUUACAAUGCGGGUCUGGGUUCACUUUCUCAUGGUGGAAAUGGUGUCUUACCUGGUGCUGAAGAGACUAUGGAGUGAAGGUGUAUCUUACUAGCUGCCUGACCAUUCUCACUAUAUGAGGAAAGUUGAGGGCAAAAUUAUACAUUGGCGUGUUUGGCCCUUACGUAUAAUUGCUUGUAAUUUGUAAAUACACUUUAGCGUCUUACCUCUAUAUGAAUAUUACAAUUUUGUUCUGGCACUUUCAAUGCUUGGGGAAGAUGAGAAGUACUGAAGUGACAUGAAGUAGACUGCAACUAUACUACUACUAAGGUCACCAAUAGGACCCUACAAGAAAACCUGACAAAAGUCUACAGAUGGACUAGAUUAAUUAACCACAUUUCUAAACUGGACAUAAUCUAAUUGAAAGCUGCUGUCUAUGACUUUAAUGGGCCUAAUACCAUGUUUUUCUUCAGUAUUAAGUUAUUUUUCUUCUUUUAAAGUCCUGGUUGACUCUCUAAAACAGGAUUCAACAGGUAAUAACUUGAUUAUUCUGUAUCAAAGUAUUGCAAAUGUUCAAUCUCCACUGGCAACAGAUGUAUUACUUGACAAACGCAUGUAAAUCAAGAUUACAUAUUUGCCCAGGCAGUAACUGCAUUGUGGGUAGCUAUGAGAAUAGGCAAUGCAGUCGCAUAUAAUGUACAGUAAAUCAUUAAGUGUUGUUGAUUUUGCAUGGACUGCUCAACAUUUUGUUCACGGAACACUUCCCCCAAUGUACACACAAGAAGUGAACUUUUUAUUAUAAGGGCUGUUCCUAACAUUUUGCAAUUACAGCAGUUGGAGUUUGUGGUUUUACUUUAUUCAUAAAUUAAUCCUAUGUCAGUAUUUUCUUUCCUUUUCUCAGAGAACAGCCUAAGAUGUCAUUUUAAAUAAGAUAAUUCUCCCUUUAUUGUCCCAAAUAUUUAAAGUAACCUUCCAGAUUUCAAUGAAAUAUGACCUAUAAUUUAUUUAUUAAUUCAAUCAUUCAUUACAAUAUGAGUGAAAUAGUAAUUAAGUAUGUUAAAAAGCAGCUUUUCUGUGUUGGAAUGGUAUGGGCGUACCCCAACAGAAUGAUUUGGGCGCGUACCGGUCAUUAAAAAUAAUCAUGCGAGCAGACCGCUGAUUGGCCAGCUCAGCCAACGAGCCAACAUGACAUCAUAUUAUAUGAGGAAAUUGCAAGCAUUUUUUAAAUGGUCUGUUUGAGAUACAAGUUUGAUGUGGGCUUUUUGAAGUCUUUUUUUCUCCAAUUUAUG
Coregonus clupeaformis (lake whitefish) is the source of this 4502-nucleotide messenger RNA. Its product is annotated as autophagy-related protein 9A-like. The transcript is spliced from 15 exons. The record is from RefSeq and is a predicted model, not a curated record. Gene Ontology annotation, cellular component: autophagosome; phagophore assembly site. Bases 324 to 2762 code for a protein of 812 amino acids. Gene Ontology annotation, biological process: autophagy of mitochondrion; protein localization to phagophore assembly site. Lineage: Eukaryota; Metazoa; Chordata; Actinopteri; Salmoniformes; Salmonidae.